AAGAUAAGUCAUUUCAAGUCAUCUGGUUGUUGACUCUACUAUUUGCUUCCUUGAUUGUUUGACCAAAUUAAUUGUUUCCUACAUUAUGGAUACUGUUUCAUCGCCUCUACUCUACGCUUCAAGGUCUGAUGAAAUGGAAACAUAUGCAUCAGAUACAGAUGAAAACGACGAAAAUGAUGAAAAUGAGGAGAAUGAUGAAAACUGUGACUACGAUGACUAUUAUCGUAUGAGUGAAUUAGAAAAUGAACUAGAUUUUCUCCAAGGAGGUGCUCAAUGCAAAGAUCCAGAGUUUUUUGAAUAUGAAUGUUUGCCCAUUCAAGAAGUGGAUCAAUUGUGGAAUGAAACUGUUGAAUAUAUCUGUAAAACUCUCCAAGUUAGCCCGUCUAAAGCAAAGGUGUUAUUGUAUCGUUUUAGAUGGAACUUGGAAAAAAUCAAAGAGAAAAAAUCAAAUAGUGCAUCUGAUGAUGAAACAACCAAUGAAACUGAUUCCAACUUUUAUUCUAAUGGUACUAACGAAGAACUUGAAGGAACACAAGACCCCAAAACUUGUCCAAUUUGCCUUUGUUCAGAAAGUUCGGAUUGUAUAGGACUCACGUGUGGUCAUCUAUUCUGUAGUGAAUGUUGGACAUGCCAUAUAGAAACUCAAGUGUCUGCUGGUGCAACAAUAGGUAUUGAAUGCAUGGCCCAAAAAUGCAGUGAAUUGGUACCAGAAGAGUUUGCUUUAGAACAUAUUCAACAAGACGAUUUAAAAGAAAAAUAUAAGAAAUUCGCAUUUGCUGAAUGCGUAACAUCUCAUCCGGAAUUGCGUUUCUGUCCUGGCCUCAACUGUAAUAUAGUAGUAAGAGCACGCGAAAACAAGUCCAAAAGAGUUAUUUGUAAAAUAUGUAAAACGAGCUUCUGUUUUAAAUGUAGUGGUGAUUAUCAUGCUCCUACUGAUUGCAAUAUAAUCAAAAAAUGGUUAACUAAAUGUGAAGACGAUUCUGAGACCGCCAAUUAUAUAUCAGCCCAUACCAAAGACUGUCCCAAUUGUCAUAUUUGCAUCGAAAAAAAUGGUGGAUGCAAUCAUAUGCAGUGUACCACAUGCAAAGCGAAUUUCUGUUGGAUAUGUUUGGGUGAUUGGAAAGCACAUGGCAGUGAAUAUUAUGAAUGCUCUAGGUACAAAGAAGCUACCAAUGAAGAUGGUCAAUCAGUACACAGUGCAGCUAGAGAAGCUUUAAAAAAAUAUCUAUUCUAUUUUGAACGAUGGGAUAAUCAUGCCAGAAGCUUGAGACUUGAAAAAGAAGCUCUAACUCGAAUUAAAGACAGAAUCCAUCGAGAAGUCAUGUCUGGUAAAGGCACAUGGAUCGAUUGGCAAUACCUCUUGGAUGCAGCUGCACUACUGGCCAAGUCACGGUACACUUUACAAUACACUUAUCCAUAUGCCUAUUAUAUGGACUCAGGACCAAGGAAAGCACUUUUCGAGUAUCAACAAGCCCAAUUGGAAGCUGAAAUAGAAAAUCUUUCCUGGAAAUUGGAAAGAGCUGAAGCAACAGAUCGAGGAGAUCUAGAAAAUCAAAUGGAUAUUACAGAGAAGAGGAGAGCGACUUUAUUGAAAGAUUUUCAUGCUGAUUAAUUAAUCUUCUUUUUCUAAAUCGCGAAUCUCUAUUUUUUUGCAAUUCCAAGACGUUGCAAUUUUAAUUAAAAGACCACGAAAUCAUAGGAAAUGAUCUUAAUUUUAAAUCCAUACUUUCUCAUCGUAAAUUUUGCUGCUUAUUGAUAAUUUCAUUAAGUUAUUCUUGAUAAUGUAAUAAUAAACCAUCUU
This is a messenger RNA of Tetranychus urticae (two-spotted spider mite), 1801 nucleotides long. It is a transcript of the gene ari-2, whose product is annotated as E3 ubiquitin-protein ligase ari-2. Gene Ontology annotation, biological process: protein ubiquitination. NCBI's taxonomy places the organism in Eukaryota, Metazoa, Arthropoda, Arachnida, Trombidiformes, Tetranychidae. The record is from RefSeq and is a predicted model, not a curated record. Gene Ontology annotation, molecular function: ubiquitin-protein transferase activity; zinc ion binding.